Messenger RNA from Penicillium alfredii, 846 nucleotides. RefSeq lists its product as uncharacterized. Bases 1 to 846 code for a protein of 281 amino acids. The record is from RefSeq and is a predicted model, not a curated record. Lineage: Eukaryota; Fungi; Ascomycota; Eurotiomycetes; Eurotiales; Aspergillaceae. The transcript has a single exon.
AUGGUCAACCUGUGCCAAACCAUGGCGAACCUUGUGAAGAAGUUCAAGCGAAAGCGGAGGAUGUCGUCGGAGCUGCACUCUCGAUGGGGCGAUGUGUCUAUCAGCUAUCCCAUCCACGGGUCCUGGAACCAGUGGGACCAACCCUCUGGUUUCGCCGCCAAUUCAUCAACAGAAGCACCACCCAUUAAUCAGGACGACAUCAGGAGGCGGUAUAUGCCCGUGGACCCAACGUCACGGUCGACCUCCGGGGAAUCUGGUGGACUACAUUCUCGCGGCGAAGCCACCCUUGAAGACUCAAUACAGCCCAGUCCGCCCUUCCCGACGGGCCACUUCGAUGAAAGUGUUCGACACCGCUAUGGAAAGAACAACAAACCGCGAUUGAAAGGCCUGGGGAUUAGUGGUACUCGACGCGACCCCGGCUCUAUCCCCGAUGCGGCUACCGAGUCAUGCGACGAGGACGAGGAGCGCGAUACUCUAGGUGUCCAGCUAAGCCGGCGAGACGAUGCGAUAGGUGACAUGCCGCAGUAUGCUUCAAGACACGACCCGGAGCUGUAUGCAGAUCGCGAAUCAAGAUCGCCGCCAUUAUCCGUCACGUCGCGCAUGCGCCGCUGUAGUCUCCAGAGCUGCUCGACGGAACUAUCCACAACCGGCUCCAGACAUACCAGCUAUACUGCAGCCUCCUCUGUCUCGGCACCAUCAGUGCACCCUGAUACGCCGCGGUUCGCAUACAAUACGAUGCACUCGGCUCAUUCGGAGAAACGGCACCCGCCCCGUCCCAAGCAUCGGGAACCCUCGCCUGGGGCUCGACAGCAGAUGGUGCCGUCCUACGAUGAGCUUUACGGCUAA